Erinaceus europaeus (western European hedgehog) is the source of this 969-nucleotide messenger RNA. RefSeq names its product olfactory receptor 1D2. Gene Ontology annotation, cellular component: membrane. Gene Ontology annotation, molecular function: olfactory receptor activity; G protein-coupled receptor activity. The record is from RefSeq and is a predicted model, not a curated record. The transcript has a single exon. The coding region runs from base 28 to 969 and encodes 313 amino acids. NCBI's taxonomy places the organism in Eukaryota, Metazoa, Chordata, Mammalia, Eulipotyphla, Erinaceidae. Gene Ontology annotation, biological process: G protein-coupled receptor signaling pathway.
GUGCUACUGUUGCAGAGGGCUGGGAAGAUGGAGGGAGGCAACCAGAGUGGAGUCUCCGAAUUCCUACUCCUUGGGCUUUCAGAGAAUCUUAAAGAGCAGCAGGUCCUGUUUUGGAUGUUUCUGGUCAUGUACCUCGUCACAGUGGUGGGAAACAUGCUCAUCGCCCUGGCCAUCGGCUCUCACUCCCGCCUGCACACCCCCAUGUACUUCUUCCUGGCCAACCUCUCCUUCACUGAUCUCUGCUUUGUCACCAACACAAUCCCCAAGGCACUGGUGAACCUUCAGUCUGAGAACAAAGCCAUCUCCUACGCAGGGUGUCUGACACAGCUCUACUUCCUGGUCUCCUUGGUGGCCCUGGACAACCUCAUCCUGGCUGUGAUGGCAUAUGACCGCUAUGUGGCCAUCUGCCGCCCCCUCCACUACACCACGGCCAUGAGCCCUACUCUCUGUAUUUUGCUCCUCUGCUUGUGUUGGGUAUUCUCUGUCCUCUAUGGUCUCAUACAUACCCUCCUCAUGACUACAGUGACCUUCUGUGGGUCCCCAAAGAUCCGAUAUAUUUUCUGUGAGAUGUAUGUUCUACUGAGAAUUGCAUGUUCCGACACUCAGAUCAAUCAUAUAGUACUGAUUGCCACAGGAUCUGUCAUCUUCCUCGCCCCAUUUGCGUUCAUGAUCCUGUCCUACCUUUGCAUUGUCAGAGCCAUCCUCCGAAUACCCUCAGCCACUAGCAAGUACAAAGCCUUCUCCACCUGUGCCUCCCAUUUGGCAGUGGUCUCCCUCUUCUAUGGGACACUUUGUAUGGUCUAUCUGAAACCCCUCAAAACCUACUCCCUGAAGGACUCUGUAGCCACGGUGAUGUAUGCUGUGGUGACCCCCAUGAUGAACCCUUUCAUCUACAGCCUGAGGAACAAGGACAUGCACAGGGCUCUGGGAGGACUCCUCCUAGGGAAGGCCUUCCAGAAGUUGACAUGA